Messenger RNA from Dermacentor andersoni, 529 nucleotides. RefSeq lists its product as uncharacterized. Lineage: Eukaryota; Metazoa; Arthropoda; Arachnida; Ixodida; Ixodidae. The record is from RefSeq and is a predicted model, not a curated record.
AUGCUGGAUCCUGGGCACGCGGGAGACGAUUUGGAGGCUCUGGUCGUGUUCCGACGGGACGCGUGCAUGGACAGGACAUGCUCCCGGUCCCGGGGUGCGGCGGCUGCGCCGCUGCCAGAAAGGAAGGCUGUCGGCUCAGCCGGAGAACGUAGGAUCUCAAAAAAUGGGGGGUCUUCGGGAAGCUCUCACCUUGCUGCGUUGAUUGAGGGUUGCGAGAGUGGCUCAACGGCACACGUCAAGGACACCAACAUUGCUUACGGCCAGGAAACACAAAAGGUGGUCCUGGUCUUCGACAACGACGUUACUGUGGCAGAAAAGAUGAAGUACGUUUUGGAGAAGAAGCCGCGGAAGCGCUUUGCCUGGCUUUACUUCAACGUGUACAUGACUGACUUUGUUGGCAGGUGCAAGAUGCGCCAUCCUUUCGCGCCAAUAUUUGUACUGCGCAAGAACUUCAGCAUCGGCGACAAGCUGUAGUACGGCAAUAAAUGUGGCUGCGAGCGCGCUUCGCUGAUGCGACUGGCGCACGUGA